Xiphias gladius (swordfish) is the source of this 3172-nucleotide messenger RNA. RefSeq names its product steroid-5-alpha-reductase, alpha polypeptide 1 (3-oxo-5 alpha-steroid delta 4-dehydrogenase alpha 1) (gene srd5a1). Gene Ontology annotation, molecular function: 3-oxo-5-alpha-steroid 4-dehydrogenase activity. Gene Ontology annotation, cellular component: membrane. The record is from RefSeq and is a predicted model, not a curated record. The coding region runs from base 144 to 941 and encodes 265 amino acids. The transcript has 6 exons. Lineage: Eukaryota; Metazoa; Chordata; Actinopteri; Istiophoriformes; Xiphiidae. Gene Ontology annotation, biological process: steroid biosynthetic process.
AACGUCAGUCAUGUGCACGUCCAUACUAGCUGUAGCAUACUUCCAUAGUAGCGAGUGAUAUACUAUAUUAUCCUAUUGUCGCUAACAUUAGUGACCUUCAUACUGUUUCCAUUUUUUGUGUCGUAAAUUUACCCCCCACCGUGAUGGAUGCUCUCCUCUCCAGACUCUUCUCCUCGGAAGAGGAAGAGCUGUACGUUUUGGACCGUAUGGCUUACUUUAUGAUUUUCAUGGCAGCCUGCACUUUCGUUACCUUGCUCUUCGAAAAUGUCCCAUACGGGCGAUAUGCUAGCAGCAAAUAUGGAUUUCCAGUUAAUGUCAGGUUUGCCUGGUUCGUUCAGGAGAUGCCUGCUUUCCUUGUGCCUUUGUGUCUGGUUUGUUGGACCUCCUCUGUGAAAACCUCACUGCUGCCCAACCAGCUGCUCAUUGCCAUGUAUUUCCACCACUAUGUCCAGAGAUCCAUUAUUUAUCCCUUUUUAAUCCGGGGAGGUAAAUCAACACCAUUCGUCUCAUUCGCCCUGGCCUUUGUUUUCUGCCUCUAUAAUGGCUACAUGCAGAUUAGGUACCUGAGCCAUUAUGCUGAGUACCCUGAAUAUUGGGUUACACAUCCAUGCUUCAUCACUGGGUCUGUACUGUGGUUGGUCGGCUGGCUGGUGAAUGUGCACUCUGACCACAUCCUGAGGAACCUGAGAAAGCCCGGCGAGACUGGUUACAAGAUUCCCACAGGUGGAAUGUUUGAAUAUGUGUCUGGAGCCAACUUCUUAGGAGAGAUAACAGAGUGGGCAGGCUUUGCACUGGCUGGCCACUCUGUUCACAGUUCAGCCUUUGCCAUCUUUACCACAGUGGUCCUCACCAGCAGGGCUGUGGCCCACCACAAAUGGUACCUUGCUAAGUUUGAAGACUACCCAAAAAGCAGGAAAGCCUUGAUUCCAUUCCUGUUCUAGAAAACACUUUGAGCACUGGAGGCGAGAAAAGGAGAGGCAACAGUUAGCACUCCUCCAGAGGAAAUAAGAUAGUGAUUGGAGCAUACCUCAACAGCAGUACAGUGGAUUUAUAACACUCUGCACCAGCAGGAAACACUUUUAAGGCUUCUCUGGUGAUCUGCAUAUUCUCGCAGAUGGAACAUAAACUAAGAAGUGCAAAGCAGGCAUUUCAAGUUUUCAUUCAUCCCCAAGAAUUUUUUUUUAUAUCCAUUUGAAUUAAAUACUGUAGAUAGAAAAGGGACCUUGAAUUAACUCCAACACGUUUUCCUGCCUCAUUUGGCUCUGGGUGUCAUCAGAGAGACUUUUCUACUACUUCAUCAUCUGAAACUCCUGAUAGAGAUGCCACUUUGGACCAAAAGGUAACUGCAUCUCCAUCCUGUCAAGACGGAGACAGUAGGAGGCCUGUCCCCAUCUACUGGGCUACAGGGAAAUCAAAGGGAGCUCAUGCAUGGCCCUCAAUAACUCACCCAUGCCUGAAAUGAGAAGAAGAGAGCGGUGCCUCGAUGCAUCGCUCCUGUCAGGGUUUCUCAGAAAGAGAGUAAAGAAGAACUGGUGAAGAAACGAAAGGGAAAAGUAUUUGUGGAGUACACUAGAAACACUGACAUUGAUCUUAACAUCACUUUUGCUCUACUACUGUUUUGUAAUGAUGUUUACCGUGAGCCAAUUAACCUUGUCAGUGUGACUUAGGACUUUUCUUGAAUCAUGUCUUAUUUUUUGGAUACUAAAAAUUUGAACUGCCUUACAUUCAGUGCUUCUCCAAAUAGGUUUACAUUGGAAACAAGUGCAAAUAUAACUUCACUUUGGUAAAACCUCACAUUCACGUAUGGUGAAAAUGACACUGGCUCACUCACUUCUUAAGCCGGACAGUUUAGAUUGUGCUGUAUAUACUGAAGCUUUCCCAGGAGUACCUGUUCCAAAAAGUGUCGGCUUCAGCUUCUUCUCAUAACUCAUCAGUUCUCUCUCUCCCAAUGUAGGACAUUUUCCAACCAGUCAUAGCCAAGGUCAUGUCAUUAUUAAUUUUUUUAAAUUGGUUGUAUCGAAAAUGAAUGUAUUUUGUCAUCGUUUUUACACAUGGUGUCAUCAAUAAAUACUAGGCGUGUGUGAGUGCGAUGAAAAAUGAAGGCUGCAUCUUGCUGAAGGGCUAUGCAGAGUGAUAUCCUUCAUGUUGACGAUCCACACUCAGUCUCUCUCCUUCUCUUCCAGGCUAUUUCUUCUGUGUAUCCUCUUUAUCCAAGCCUCUUAUAAUUGCAUCACUAUAUUACACAGCCAGCAUUUACCGAGGCUGACAUCUUACUUUAAUGCCAUUCAUCUGCAAGCAGACACCAACAGAUUUUCUUUUUUAUAUGCAAAGCAACUCAAUGAAAUGGCUUGUAACUCUCAGACUCACACUGUAUUCAUUCAUGCAGGCAGCAGAUACUUCGCAAGAGGAGCUGUUCUGUAAUAUUCAAUAUACAUGUCAACCUGUGCCACACAGGAAAGAAAACCCAACGGCAGCAGCAGCAGUUGAGGCCUGCAGGGUCUCCUACAGGCAAAGAUAGGAACAGCUGCUUCAAUUUUAACACAUGCGCCACCUUCAGGCAAAGAGAGUCACAGCUGCAGUUAUUGUUUUUUUUUAAUGCCUGCUGUUAAGUACAUGGGUGCCCAAGUGGCUUUGAGAAUUCAAGUUGUAGCUACAGAACACCAAAUGCUCACUUUUUAAGAUUUUGUGAUUCAGUUUAUCAUUUAUUUUUCUGUCUAAACAUGUAUGCAUGUUAGGUUUUUUUAGGCAGUAGACCAAUAAGACAGGUGACAGGAGAAACAAUGAGCGGACCAGAGCCGCCUAUUCAGGAUAUAAAAAACAAGCAUGUAAAUGAUUUCAAUCAACACCAAAAUUUGUAGUUUAAAAUAUUAAGCAUCCAUUACAGAACUUUAAAGUAAUUACAUUGCUACAUCUUCUUUUGUUCCUUUCUUUGGCCUCAUAUUGUCCAGGUAACAGAGCUCCAUAGAGAAGUGGACCAGCAACUUUAUUUUGCUGGUUUAAAAUAUGUGACAAGUGUGAUACGUAAAAAGCAACGUGUAAAAAGCAAUGCAUGAAAAACAAACAUAAAGCCUCAAAGAGUAAUAAAGAGCAUGUGUUAAAAACAAACAAAAGAAAACAAAAAAAGCUAGUACAAUUAUUGCCUGCAGGUAGAGCAAGUGUGACAUUUAAAGAA